AUGGGCCUGGGUAAGUUAGUGCUCUUCCACCUGCCCUAUCAACCUAAAUUAAGAGGUAAACUGACCCAAGAUCGAAUUACCAGAUUGUUCGGGACUAGCAGGAGAAUUGCAAUUCAGGACACACAGACUGUAGCAAGCUACAGGAAAGCAAUCUCCCGGGCAGGCCUGCAGCACCUGACUCCUGCUCAUCCCCUCGGUCUUCCUGUGGCAAAUGGUCCAGCGAAGGAGCCCAGAGCAACUCUGGACUGGAGUGAGAACGCUGUGAACGGAGAGCACCUGUGGCUGGAGACCAACGUCUCGGGAGACCUGUGCUACCUGGGCGAGGAGAACUGCCAAGUCCGAUUUGCAAAAUCUGCCCUCAGGAGGAAGUGUGCAGUCUGUAAAAUCGUGGUCCACACCGCCUGCAUCGAACAGCUAGAAAAGAUUAAUUUCAGAUGUAAACCAACAUUUCGAGAAGGGGGCUCCAGAUCACCAAGAGAAAAUUUUGUGCGUCAUCACUGGGUGCACAGGCGUCGGCAGGAGGGGAAGUGUAAGCAGUGUGGUAAGGGCUUUCAGCAGAAAUUCUCCUUCCACAGUAAAGAGAUUGUGGCUAUCAGCUGUUCCUGGUGCAAGCAGGCGUUUCACAAUAAGGUGACCUGCUUUAUGCUGCAUCAGAUUGAGGAACCCUGCUCCCUGGGAGCUCAUGCUGCUGUUAUUGUCCCGCCCACCUGGAUCAUUAAGGUGAAGAAACCUCAGAACUCGCUGAAGGCUUCCAAUCGUAAGAAGAAGAGAACGAGCUUUAAAAGAAAAGCCAGUAAAAGGGGAACUGAACCGGAAAACAAAGGUCGUCCUUUUGUGAUAAAACCUAUCUCUUCUCCUCUCAUGAAACCCUUGCUUGUGUUUGUGAACCCCAAGAGUGGAGGCAACCAGGGAACCAAAGUCCUGCAGAUGUUCAUGUGGUACCUGAAUCCACGGCAAGUCUUUGAUCUUUCUCAGGAAGGGCCGAAAGAUGCGCUUGAGUUGUAUAGGAAAGUACCAAAUCUGCGAAUUCUGGCCUGUGGUGGGGAUGGAACGGUGGGCUGGAUCCUUUCUAUUCUGGAUGAACUGCAGCUGAGCCCUCAGCCUCCGGUUGGAGUCCUUCCUCUGGGGACUGGGAAUGACCUGGCUCGGACCCUCAACUGGGGAGGGGGCUACACUGAUGAACCUGUUUCCAAAAUCCUCUGUCAAGUAGAAGAUGGGACAAUUGUACAGCUAGAUCGCUGGAACCUCCAUGUGGAAAGAAACCCAGACUUGCCUCCAGAAGAGCUUGAAGAUGGCGUGUGUAAGCUUCCUCUGAAUGUUUUCAAUAAUUACUUCAGCCUUGGAUUUGAUGCCCACGUCACACUGGAGUUCCAUGAAUCCCGAGAGGCAAAUCCAGAGAAAUUCAACAGUCGUUUUCGAAAUAAAAUGUUCUAUGCAGGGGCAGCAUUUUCUGAUUUCCUACAGAGAAGCUCUAGAGAUCUAUCCAAACACGUUAAAGUUGUUUGUGAUGGAACAGAUCUCACCCCAAAGAUUCAGGAACUGAAGUUCCAGUGUAUAGUAUUUUUAAAUAUACCCAGAUAUUGUGCUGGCACAAUGCCCUGGGGGAACCCAGGGGAUCACCAUGAUUUUGAACCUCAGCGUCAUGACGAUGGCUAUAUUGAAGUUAUUGGAUUCACCAUGGCCUCUUUGGCUGCCCUGCAAGUCGGGGGCCACGGGGAAAGGCUGCACCAGUGCCGGGAGGUCAUGCUGCUGACGUACAAAUCCAUCCCCAUGCAAGUGGAUGGGGAGCCCUGCAGGCUGGCCCCCGCCAUGAUUCGGAUCUCCUUGAGGAAUCAGGCCAACAUGGUGCAGAAGAGCAAGAGGAGGACGUCCAUGCCUUUACUCAAUGAUCUCCAUCAGGUGCAAGCUGCGGACCUGCGGAGAGUGUCUGCCCCCCCUGGCUCCUUCACCAUUCCCCAGUCUAUCCCAGACCGCCUGAGGAUCCGCGUGAACAAAAUCAGUUUGCAAGACUAUGAAGGGUUCCACUAUGACAAAGAGAAACUCCGGGAAGCUUCCAUUCCCCUGGGUAUUCUCGUUGUGCGUGGAGACUGUGACUUGGAGACUUGCCGUAUGUACAUAGAUCGCCUGCAGGAGGACCUGCAAUCAGUUUCUUCUGGCUCCCACAGAGUUCAUUACCAGGACCAAGAAACCUCCUUCCCCAGGGCACUCUCAGCUCAGAGACUCUCCCCACGGUGGUGCUUUCUAGAUGCAACUUCUGCUGAUCGCUUUUAUCGAAUAGACAGAUCUCAGGAACAUUUGCACUUUGUGAUGGAGAUUUCUCAAGAUGAGGUUUUUAUUCUGGACCCAGACAUGGCCUUGUCACAGCAGGCUGGGACACCGCCAGGAUUGCCUGACCUGGUGGUGGAGCAAGCCUCAGGGAUGUCAGACUGGUGGAAUCCUUCGCUACGGAGACGCAUGCUGAGUGACAGCGGUCUGGGAAUGAUAACUCCGCGUUUCGAGGACUCCGAUAUGAAAGAUCUCAGCCACUCCCAUGCUCUACAGUCUCCAGUCUCUUCAGAAGAUCACGCAAUUUUGCAGGCAGUAAUAACUGGUGAUCUUAUGAAGCUAAUAGAAAGCUAUAAAAAUGGAGGCAGUCUGCUAAUUCAGGGACCAGACCACUGUUCACUCCUUCACCACGCAGCUAAAACCGGCAACGGGGAAAUUGUGAAAUAUAUCCUUGAUCACGGACCUUCCGAGUUAUUGGACAUGGCAGACAGCGAAACGGGUGAGACUGCACUGCACAAGGCUGCCUGCCAGCGGAACCGGGCCGUGUGCCAGCUUCUGGUGGACGCGGGAGCAUCUCUGAGAAAGACGGACUCCAAGGGUAAGACACCUCAAGACAGAGCUCAGCAGGCUGGGGACCCUGAUUUGGCUGCUUACCUAGAAAGCCGUCAGAACUAUAAGAUCAUUGGUCAUGAGGACCUGGAAACUACUGUUUGACCCUGGUAGACGGGCAAAGAGAACCUGAGUGAGCAUAUCACCUGGGCCCUCCCGGCGAUCGGGCAGCUCCCCUGGAAGAAGCUGAUGGAAUCCAUAAAUCUGUCUCUCUCCUGCAAGCAUCUGAGGCCAUGCCACCAGUUUUUAAGGGCUACCGUGAUGUACAACAGAAUGGAAUAGCCCACAGAGGACGAGGCAGGAUACCUGGAGAUUGGUGGAAAAUGAGUUCCACAAAAUUUGAUCUUUAUUGCUUCCAGCAAGUAGCAUGAACUUCUGUGUUCACCUGUAUCAUUUAUUUUAAAGAUUCAAAGGAUGUUCCUAUAAAUGGCACUGCUCCCUUCUCCCCUAUGCAUUCACCUUCCCCUGUACCGCACCAUUCUGCCUGUAACCACCCAGAAAAAAUUCGAUGCAGCCUGUUCGCUUUACAUUCAGUCUUUGAAGACCACAAGACUGUCUGAAGGUCUUUUGAAACCCUCUGGUUGUCCUGCAGAAAUGUAACUGUAAAACUGCUUCCAUUUCCAAGACUAAAUAUACCAGGAUGACUUAGUGACAUUUUUUGCAUGUCACCCCUCCCUGCUCAUUUCUUUUUCAUCAUCUGGGAGCUGGGAGUUGCCACAUGGAUAAUGUCAACUUGUGCAUUGUAUCUCUGAGGCAUGGUGAGGUGGCAUGGGAGUCUCCUGUUCUCAGCGGGACCUCAGAGAGGUAACCCAGGGGUUGGCCCCAUGUGCGGGCCUGUUACUGAUGGCCACAAAGGCCAGGUUCAGCUUGGGCUGUUUGGACAGCUCCGUACUGCCCAGGUGUAGCCAUCUUUGCCUUUUGCUGCAAUAGAGGUGAGCAAUGGACUAAGCCAAGGCCCGUAGCUAGUCUGCAGAAGCACUUAACUUUAAGUGCUGUUUCAACUGCAGAGCAGAAAAACCACGUGUGGGAACUGUGGCUACAGGAAAUGGAGCUCGGUGCCAGUGUUCACUUCUAGGCUUUUUUGAGUGAUAAUGGAAAGCAGGCUAAUGGACUUGAAAUAAAACAGCAGAAGCAAAAGUAGCAACAUAUGUCAAAAUAACUCAUUUAAGUAAGAAAACAGUCACUGAAACUUUGCACAGAGGCUAAUAAGUACAGACUCUUGGGUACAGUGGUGAGAGGGGCCCAUUUAGGUUUUCCUUCUAAGUUUCUGGUUUUCAUUACCCCAAGCUCGCCCUAUGCCAAGGACAAAGCCUUGCUGUGUGAAUUUCACUGCCAGAUUUCCAGGAGGCGUGGCCCUUUCUGAUGGAUGCCUCCACCUACUCCUGGUCAGCUCCCAAGGUCAUGCCUGAUAGCACUAUAGCCCCAUUUUACAUGUACGGGGUAAUCUAUUAGUUUCUCUAUUUUCUUCUGCUAGAAAAUUCUAAGUACAAACCUCUGUGGGAGCGCAGCCAGGACUAUUUCUCUGGCAGUGGAAUUGCAGCUUCUAAUCCUGCCACAGAGCAGUUGAAACUUACAGGUACUUCUAUGAGGGACCUUGUGGCAAUGACAAUAUUAGGAGACGAAGACUUCUAAUUUCUGGUGAAAAUGUCUACAUGGCUUGGGUGUAAGUCAGAAAUGAAAGUGGGUGACCGAGGGUUUUGCUUCACUCUUAGACAUAAGCAUCAUGCUGACUAUUUCUGCAUGUGAGCACACGAUUGUUUCUCUGUGUUUCAUGUAAAGGUCCAGCGGCGACGUGCUGCUGAUCUGAAUCACAUUUCGGUCACAUAUCAUUUGGAAAGUACAAAUAUGAUAUACUGUUAAGUCGGAAUAACCUCUCAGUGGAUGGGGCUUAGUCGUUUCGAAAUCCAACGGCUGGCAUUAUUUUCAGCUGUGGGAGGAAGGGUUGGUUGCAAGUAAUCUAUUUCCAUAGAUCAGUCUUAGAAAUGGAACUAUAGUUUGGGUUUUAUGGUGAGGGGAGGAGGAGCUGCAGUAGAUUGUUUCCAGAAGCUGGAAAAAAUUAUGCUCCAGGAGAAUUUAAUCACUGGGCUUCUGCUGGGAGUUUUUCAAUUGGUGGGACUGUCCAGGAGAUGUUGUGAUGACAGAAAUAUAAUCCUUCAAACAGACUGAAAUCUGGCUUCGGAUGGUGCCUUCCAUUCCCUGGAUUGAGCCAAACGCUUGGCCACGCCGUAAGUUACCCAGCUGCCAUUGCUGGGAUGAAGGACUAUUUUCACCAACUACCAUCUCAUAUUUCUCUGUAAUGCCUCAGAGCAGCCCAGAGAAAAUUUAGGGUACAGGUGGCGAGGGGCCAAUUCAAAUAGCUCCAAGUGAAGUAACAAGUCAACCCCGGAAUGAAAAUUGAUGAUGUACUGACUGCUGUAGGAGUCUUGGAACAUUUGGAAAUCGUUCCAAAAAAAAAGUCUUCGAGUCCUACGUUAUUGAUGGAGAACGAUAUAUGACCAAGGCGAAUAUCUCUUUGAGAAAAGCAAACACCCCCCAGGACUUGGGCUUAAAAAGAAAAACAGUAAAAAUGAGCAAAAACAGUUACAUGUUUAAUGGUUUCAAUAUUGCAUCUGCCUCCUGUAGCAUUUUAUUUUUUAAUUGAUCAUCGCAUGGGACAGUCCUGGGCUUUAGGACGAGCGGAGGGCCUAUGCUCCAGGAGUUUCCAGCUUAGCUUAGGCAUAUGGUAUCCCCCUUUAAUGGGCCCUCAGGAAAAACAGAGGCAAAGAGGCUGGCCCUGGUCUGAAAAGCCACAUUUACAAGACAUCAAGCUAUAUGCCUGUAGAAAUAUCAUUUUCUACAAAACCUACUGAAACUACUGCUGAGAGUGGCCAACAUGCAGCUGACAUGAGCUGGGGCCUGCCUGCCUUUGGAUUCCAUGUUUAGAUUAGCCCGAUAGAGGGCUGAGAAAUGGAGAGUUAUUAAAAAGCAACAUGAUCGUCAUUUUUGAAGCCCCAUGUUCCAGUUUUACACAACUAAUAAAAUAGAACCCAGGUGAGCUGCGCUUUGUCCCAGUCAUGGGCGUGACAAAGCACAGAAGCCAAGCAGGAAAUAAGCCCCAUGGCUGGGGAUCUCUCUGAGCGCUCCCCUUACCUCUAUGGAGGCUACCGUAAAUCCGAUGCAAUUCCUGAAACAGAAUGGAGCUGGCAAGCACAGUCGUUGAAAUGAGUGGUGACUGAUGGGAAUCCUCACGACCCCCACGGCUCCCCGUCUUUUCAUAAUCGCUGGCUUUGGGGCUUAGGCAGAUCUGUUUGCCUUGAAAGAUACUCAAAAGGUAGAUAAUUUUCAUUUGGGCCAAGUGACAGUUUCUUGGCUGAAAGGAUUUCUGAAGUUUAUUUACUAGAUUCUCAAAAUAUCCAGGUCAUAGAAAAUGUGGGGCAGCAGUUUUAUUUUUUUCCCAUGCCAACUUUAUUUUAAAAAAACGUAUUUUUUAAGCUGUGAAAGUAGAACCUGCUUUUUAUAAAAGGUUCUAAGACCAUAGAUGAGUGUCACAGGCAAAGCCCAGGGUGUAGUGACUUAUGCCCCACUUUCUGGCGAUCAAAAGUAUUUACCUAAUAAACAUAUAGACAUCGCUGCUUGUAUGUCAUAUCAGUAAUACCCUGUGCAUAUGCCGGCCCACCCCAAACACAUAGAAAUAUAUUUGUACACAUAUAUGUGUCUGUAUACUAUACACACAUAUAUUGCAUAGGUUUAAAAAAGUGAAAACAUUUUAGAAGCAUCCCAAUCAUCUGUAUAUGUACAGUUAUCACUGACGGUCAGAGACAAGGCACCAGAGAAUUUCCAUGUAUUCAUUAUUGUUUCUACUAUGACCAAGCUUAGUUUUAUGCCUGUAUGGACCUUCAGCUGCACAUGGCAUUUUCUGGUGCCUGUGCCAUAUAAUCCACGACCAAGAGGUCUUGCCAUUAUUUUAUGCUGCCUUCCAUGAAGCAGAAAGCCUACCUGAGCCCAGAAACUUAUCUAGGCUAUUGUGGGUCUCAAGUGGAGAGUUCUUUCGAUGUGAUGCCUGCACGCUUCCCAAGCUGAGUUUCAGGACUGAUACUCAGGAGGUUGCCUACUGACACUGGAUUAGGACAAGCUAUUGCCCGGAAAAUGUAGUAACUUGGAUGUGGGCUGGAGUCUGAGUAGCUUGGCUUCCUUUCUGUGGGAGCAGCUAAUGAAAUCACUGGAAUAGCAUGCUAUUUUAUGCAAUUGCACUAUUUCAAAGUAAAAUUGAUCAUUGUGAAAAUGGCUCAUCAUAACCAUCAAGUAAAAGUACCAAUUGCUCUCCUUAAAUGGAUUAUUUUCAUUUUGGAAAAAAAAAAAAGUAGAACAUCCAUUAAAUUAGAGAGUUUUCUAACUGAGCUUAAACAUUUAUUUACUCUAAAAUAGCUUCUGCACAUGUUUUAUAGAACCAUCUCUGAAUCGACUUUUUCAUUCUCCGAAUUCCAUAUUUAGCUGACUGACUGGGAGUCCUAGAGUUUUUUUUCUCUGCUAAGCCAUUCAUUGGCUUUGACGCCAUCAUCCCUUUUCUGGGUCCUGGUCAUCACUCAUCGCUAGUCCUUCCAAUUGUCUGACCAUGGCAAGUCCUGCUCCCAGGCUUUCUGCCUCUACCUUCAUCGAUUUUUUUCCAUGCACAUACCCAAAUCCUCCUCAGCUCAUAAUAGCUCAAAAUGGAUCAAAAUGAAAUCACCCUCUGGGACAAAUAUCCAUUUUUCUUGAAGAACAAAAAAAUAUCCACUGACCUGGAUGAUCUUACAGAAUUCCAAUCAGCCUUAUUCUGAGAAGUAAGCUGCCAGAGAGGUUUAGCAAAUUUCCAUUUUAGUCACACCAGGGAAGUCCACAAUUAUGGCAACUUCUUCCACACUGAAUGAUGUAAAUAAUGUGCCCCCUUGUAGUCACCUGAAUGACUGGAUUAUAUAUGGGUUAUGCCCCUGUGACCAUCUGUGGAUUCUAGGCUGUCUCCCCAUAGUGUAAUGAAAAUCCUGAAAAUAGGAUUCUAAGCAAGGAGUUGUACCCUUGGACCACCUGCUCUCCCAGGAUACUGGGAGUCACUGAAUUGGUCCCAAAAAGAAGCAGAAAAAAAAGAAUUUAAGGCUGUUGAAACAUUACUUAUUUUUUCUCUUUUUUUCCAUCACCAGUAAUCCUCACCUCCUCUUCAACCUCCAGUCCUUCCUGCAAUUACCACACUGUUGUUCGUGUCCAUGAAUUCUCUCCCUUUUUUCUUCUUUUUUGCUCAAUCCCUUCACCAACUUCCCCCACCAGAGCUGUCCACCUGCACUCUGUCUAUGAGUCUGUCUCUAUUUUGCUUGUUUAAUCAUGUUUGUGAACCAAUCGUACAUUUGUGCAUUUAAUCAUUUAUUUUAAAUAUAUAUUUAUCACAUACUCUGAUGCAGGCUUGGACCUAAGAAUGAAUACAAGAAACAAAACUCCAUACUAAGGAUCUAAAAAUGAAUGCGAGAAACAAAUUCCACUGGGCGGAAAGCCCCAGGGUCCUUGGGGAGCAUGCGCUGGGGGCUCAAUCAAGGCUUUAUUGUGCUGGUCACUCUUUAACCAGCAAUGUGUUACUUCUAUGAAAUAUGAAAUUAGAAUAGUAAUAUGCAAGAGAAUGAUAUUUUGCAUUUUUUUCCUUGGAGUCUUGGUACUGUUCUUAAAAUUGUAUUUGAAACCAAGACUUUAGGAUGAAACUUAGAAACACUACUAAAAUGAGAGCUAACACUCAUGUAUCUUAUAUCUCAAGGACAUCAUUAGAAACAAUAGGAAAACAAUACAGUAGGUUUGGAUUAAAUAUAAAGAAGAUGAAGUAUAAAUAUUGUCAAAGAGUGGAGUGAGCAUCCUUACAGAGUUAUGGACUUUCGGCAAGUGGGGAUAUUUAAACUGGACACAUGACCACCUUGAGGGAUCUAGGGACCUGGGAUCUGAGGGAGCUGGAAUUAGAUUCUGUGAGUUUUUCUUUUAAAAUAACUUUGUAAAAUGACAGGAUUUAUUUGAAAAAUUUAUGAACAUCUUGGCUUUUAAUCUUUGGAACAUCACUUUGUGAGAGGAUUUAACAUUGGGGGGAGAAUGACCUUUAGUUGUAAUUUAAAACAUUUUUAAACCAACUAAGCAUAACUAUACGAGCUAUUGAAAAGAAGGCAUACUUGGGUAAAACUUACUUCAAAGUACUUGUGGAGCAUUGUGGACUUUGAUGCGUAUUCUUAGGCAUCCUUAAGUCCUAUCAGAAAUCUGCUUCACUGUCCAUCUAAUGAGAAAAAAAAGUGCUGUGAUUUGAUAUUCUUAGAACUAAAUGUAACCUAAUAGAACCACAGAAGAAAACUAUGCCGAAAAGAUAUUUGGGAGCCAAGUCCAUGUACUUGAAAAGCAAUCAUGGAAAAUGCCUUGGCUCCUACUACUGGCGUGCUGAUCAUGAGGGGUAGCUUACCCACAGAAAUAAAAAAAAUGAUGAUUCUAGGUAUUCUCCAGUUUCUAAACUUUCAAUAUUUUGAGCCAAAUGGCAUCUGAAAUUGGAGCCUUUGGUGAUGGGAACAACUUGUUUCCAAUAUUUAAGUAAAACACAUAUAAUUUUCAAUAGAAAGUAGCUUAACUCAAAUCUAUACUGUUUAUUAUCACAAUUCCAGUAUUUUUUAAAUGUUAGUGCUUAAACAUUUUUAUGUUUGUUUGUUUGUUGACACUUUUGAGCUUCAUUACCAACCCAUAAGGUGGAUGAGGCUGAUAAUACAUUUUGGAUGAAUAAAUGGAGCAUCAGAACAGUGAAUACAAUUUGCACAGCUUUGUAUCGUAAUUGGUAGAAUUGCAGCCAGAACUAUGAUUGUUAGAAACUACAGACUAACAUGCAUGCAAUAGAUGUUUUCUAAGUAAAUAAUUUCCCACCAUUGCCUUCUAUAUUGUUUUAUAUCGUUCUGAUUUCCAUAAAUUAGAAGACUAUUUACCUAUGAUCCCACAGUAAGAGUUGGUUUAAACUGAGAGGGAACGUGAAGUUACAAACUCAGAGUGUUUGCUAUUAGAGACUUAUCAUCUUGCAUAUAUUCAAAGUAAAAAAAAAGGUU
Messenger RNA from Myotis davidii, 9932 nucleotides. It is a transcript of the gene DGKI, whose product is annotated as diacylglycerol kinase iota. Bases 1 to 2979 code for a protein of 992 amino acids. Gene Ontology annotation, molecular function: protein binding; ATP-dependent diacylglycerol kinase activity. Gene Ontology annotation, biological process: regulation of synaptic transmission, glutamatergic; intracellular signal transduction; diacylglycerol metabolic process. The transcript has 34 exons. Gene Ontology annotation, cellular component: nucleus. The record is from RefSeq and is a predicted model, not a curated record. Lineage: Eukaryota; Metazoa; Chordata; Mammalia; Chiroptera; Vespertilionidae.